Messenger RNA from Acanthosepion pharaonis, 498 nucleotides. The record is from the annotation of a GenBank genome assembly. Lineage: Eukaryota; Metazoa; Mollusca; Cephalopoda; Sepiida; Sepiidae.
AUGUGUUUGUUAAAAUCGUUGAAUGCUAAGCGAAAAUAUGAGAACAUUAUGUCUAUACAGGUUGCCAUUCUAUCUAUCUAUCUAUCUAUCUAUCUAUCUAUCUAUGGCAUUCUGAUUAUCUAUCUAUCUAUCUAUCUAUCCCAUUCUGAUUAUCUAUCUAUCUACAUAAGAGACCCGGAUAUAAGAGAGAUUUUCUCUGGUCCCAAAUUAGAGCCUGUAAGACUUCUUCUUCGGUCCCGAAAACUCUCUUAUAUCCGGGUUACAAUCUAUCUAUCUAUCUAUCUAUCUAUCUAUCUAUCUAUCUAUCUAUCCCAUUUUGAUUAUCUAUCUAUCUAUCUAUCUAUCUAUCUAUCUAUCUAUCUAUGCCAUUCUGAUUAUCUAUCUAUCUAUCUAUAUAUCUAUCUAUCUAUCUAUCUAUCUAUCUAUCUGUGCCUUUCUGAUUUUAUUUCAAUCGAAUAUUUCUGGGCAGAUGGAAUUGGUGAGAAGACUGUUGUCUAG